AUGACUUCCCUCUUGAGAGGGCCCUCGGCAACAGGGCAAGGGGGACGCCUCAAUCAACCAUCAUUUAAGGCAGGCACCUCUCCGGAACUUGCAGUCACAAUCAAGCCGGCCCAAGACUCCUAUCUUCAAGACCGAUCCAACAAGCGAGUGGAAUUUGACAACCUCGAAAGCAAUACCAGCGAGGGGACCGAGUGGGAGGAGAGAUACUUUCAACCACGGCGCUCAGAUACGAUUUUCUCGAGCUUCUCUAACGCCUCAACAGUAACGAACACCACCGAGCCAGACCCCUUAAGUCCAGCCACUGCCUCCUUCGAAGUAACGAACCUUUCCCAGUAUCCUUCGUCGCCUUGGUUGAUGCAAUUCCGACGUGGCUCACCCGCUCCAAUGACAUUCCAUGCUGAGACACAUUUCAAAUCGGAAGCAGGACUGGAUAUUCAUUCUGUGGAUAUGACGACAGCAAACUUUACUGCUGAAGGCUCAUCGUCGCCGAGGCAUAUCAUCUCGCCGAACUUGAAGCCGAGACGAACAUUCCGGGAACAGGACACGCUCAGAAAGAACUUGCAAGACCCAGCCCGACAUCUGCCCAAGUGUAGGAGGAAAGACAGUAUGAGCAAACAUGCGGUGUUCCAGGUUGGCCCGCCUUCUGACGCCACGCAUCCUGAGAAGCCGUUGGUCAGCCAGAUCACUGCAGGACUACGGGCGAAGUCCGCAGGUGAUACAAAUAUCGUCAUGCCGGUCUGCCCAAAGGAGGAGUCUGAAUCACUGGUACCAGCUGCAAAGACAUCCCGCAAUCUCGAUUUGCCAGACCUCCAAGGCAUGCAAAUUGACGAAACGUCUGGAGACGUGAGAGCAGAUACGACACAAGAAUCAGUUCCGCAAGACGUCGACACCCCCACGUCCGGGAACGGCUCAUCCCCCGAAGGACUUUCGCCGUUGAUUAUGACUCCUGGUCUCGAUGACCCAGAAGACAUUGAGACUUCCCCGAGCCACAACUUGGACGCUGGUCUGAUCCAAGACGUCUGUGAACAAAUUCUCAGGCAAGCGUUCGAUACAGAGUACGACGACAUUGCGCAUACCGAUGCAGCUGGUGAGGCGUACAACACCGUUAGUUACUGCCUGGAUGAGCUGUCAAAAAUUCUACCGGAUGAGAGUCUGUUCAGCUCCGCCAUAUGCAUCCAGGAGCUACCUCGCGGAGCGGGCCACAUUGCGCCGGCCCAGCAAGAAGGAGGUGGCUCAAGCUCUGGAACGGGCCGCCAUGGGGGAGCGAACAAUGGGUCGCAGAAGAGACCGAACGAUGACGGUAACGGGUACCCCAGCAGAGGGCCUGAUGACGGUUCUGGUCCCGGAGAUCGAGGUCUCGACGGGGGCGGUAACGAUGGCGGGAUAAAGAGAGCGCGUAUAACGACCGAAUUGGGAGAUCAGGGGUUAAGCUGUCCGUUCCGCAAAAGAAAUCCCGAGAGAUUUAACAUCCGUGACCAUCAACAAUGUGCUGUUCGUCCAUUCGACAACAUAUAUGAACUGAAAUGCAAAGAGGACAUGCGGUCGCGUGAAGCAGUGCAAGCGCAUCUUGCGGUUCCGAGAGACAGCAUAUGCAGCCCGCAAGAGGGAAUUGCGAGCCGAAAUCCGGAGGAUGGCAUCACGGAUCGACAUGAAUUUUUGCUGAAUAACCGGAAGGCAGAUGGCAAGAUUGAUAACUGGCAAGAUCUCUGGCACAACUUGUUCGGUUUAGACGAAGAGGUUCCGGAUCCUGAUUUUGAGCCUCCAGUCGAGCGCGAAGAGUUUUACCGAGAUUUGCAGAACGCUCGCCCACAACUCAAGGAGGCCCUAACCUCGAACGAGGAGUUGAGACGAUUCGGCAACCAACGGUCCGAGGGACACCACGUGGAGCAACUGGUUGACAUCUUCUACAGCCAUAUUGGCCAAGUCUUUGACAACUCCCGUCGCCAGCCGAUGAACAUAUCCCGCCGCCAGAGAGUUGGUAAACGCAUCCCGAGGGUUGAACCCUCGAAUUCGGCAAGCCCAAUAAACCCAGUGACCCAGAAACCAUCCCGAAGACUGGGUCAACUCGCAGUUCCGAGGCAGAUUGUCAGGAAACGGCUCAUCAACGGCGACAGUAACGGAGGCAGCCUAGCUUCUUCUCUUGAGACGAUUAACAGCGCCGAGUCGUGGGCGAAUGUCGGCCAGGCAGAGAUGGUGACGAGGGCAGCUCCAGGCAUGAAUAGUUCGGGGAGCGUGCAAUCGCGCCAGGAACAGGUUGCGCAGACAGGCGUCGGUGUGGGCGCAUCACCCUCGAGUUUUCGUCAGGCUCGACAGCAUGAUCUCUUUGUAACUCCGAGCCCAGUUACUCCCCGAACCCCCAUCAACCCUCAGGUCGGCUUUGGUGCUUACGGCAAUGAGGUCGCUAACCUGAGCCAGCCAGCUCAAGCUACACGGUUUCACCAUGGCCGACAGGCUCUGGUAGAUUCGGGGAUCGAGAUGGUGAAUUAUUGUCGUCCUACGCAAGGCAUGAACGGACUGAGUGAUAUCCAUCGCGCCGAGGCCAGAGGAAUCUUCGGACCGUCGCCACAACCGCAGCAACACAGGCCUGCAGAGAUGAACUUUGGGGGACCCUUACCUCAGCAUCUGGCUUAUCAGCAACAGCCAGAACAUAUGGAGCUGGCCAGCCCCGAUGAUGCUCACAUGAUAAUGGGAGGGAUAGGAGAGAGCGAUAUGUACGGGUGUCAGAUGACAUUGCGCUGUCUCCGUGCACGAACCAACCCCUCCUUCCGCUCGACCAACCAGUCCGAUAAGAGAGAUAGCCCCCGCCCCGCGCUAUAA
Neurospora hispaniola is the source of this 2817-nucleotide messenger RNA. RefSeq lists its product as uncharacterized. The record is from RefSeq and is a predicted model, not a curated record. Bases 1 to 2817 code for a protein of 938 amino acids. Lineage: Eukaryota; Fungi; Ascomycota; Sordariomycetes; Sordariales; Sordariaceae. The transcript has 4 exons.